Macrosteles quadrilineatus (aster leafhopper) is the source of this 1700-nucleotide messenger RNA. Its product is annotated as pro-resilin-like. Gene Ontology annotation, cellular component: extracellular matrix. The transcript has 4 exons. The record is from RefSeq and is a predicted model, not a curated record. Bases 1 to 858 code for a protein of 285 amino acids. Lineage: Eukaryota; Metazoa; Arthropoda; Insecta; Hemiptera; Cicadellidae.
AUGUCGGAGACGCGGCUGUCGUCAGUCAGUGAUCUACAUCGCAUCUCGCACGACAUGAAGGUUUGCUUAAGCAGUUUAGCGGUGCUGAUGUGCCUGGGGGCAGUUUGGGCAGAGCCCCCCGUACCAAACUACUCCACGACCAACGAGGAUGCCUUCGCCCCUCCUCCACCCUCCGCCCCAUCAGCUUCCUAUGGUCCACCCUCGUCAUCGUAUGGGCCACCUUCACGCGGCAGUAACAGGUUCGGCAACAGUAACCGCCACACGAUGGCAGUUCUCAGACCCAGUGCCAACUAUGGCGCACCCUCGUCAUCCUACGGUGUACCGGGGCAGAUCUCUUCGGCGCCGAAACGUCCAAGCUUCGGGGGCAACCGAGGGUUCUCUACCGGGGCUUCCUCUGGUGGGUUUGGAGGCUUCAGCGGGGGCGGUCACAGUGGGGGUGGAUACAGUGGGGGUGGUCACAGUGGAGGUGGAUACAGCGGGGGCGGUCACAGCGGGGGUGGAUACAGUGGGGGUGGUCACAGCGGGGGUGGAUACAGUGGGGGUGGAUAUAGCAGGGGAGGCAGCAGAGGAGGCUACAACUACGAUGAUGGAAGCUCGGAGCCUGCCAGCUACCAGUUCUCCUACCACGUACAAGACGCUCCCUCAGGCAACGACUUCGGCCACAUGGAGUCCAGAGAGGGUCACGUGGCCAAGGGCAUGUACAUGGUCCUUCUGCCGGACGGGAGGCGACAGAUCGUGGAGUACACGGCCGACGAGACAGGAUACCAUCCGACGGUCAGGUACGAGGGGACGGCCACUGGGGGCGGCUACCCAGCCAGCGGGGGCGGCACUGGCAGUGGAGGCGGCUACCGUUACUGAACACCUCUUCAGAAACACUCUGGCAACAAUGACUACCCCCACGAGCACCACACCGUCGUACUUCGGCGUGUAAGCCAGCGUCGUCUUGCCGAUUGUUUAUCGCUUUACGAGUUACCAAAAGUUACCUUUGAAAGUCAUUAUAUUAAUGGCUCGUUUGUGACCAAGUUUAAAAACUGUACCUUUGACUUUUGUAUUGUAGUAGACACAGACCAGCUGUAGCCAAUUAAAAAUUAACUUAGUUCAAUGGUCCUCUAAUAGAGUGUGCUGCUAAAUUUAUUUUCGCAUAAUCUUUGUACUGUGAUAGUUGAUGAGGUAUAAGAAGCUAGAUUUAGUAAUCAGUUGACCUUUCAGUUUUGCUUAGUGAAACAAUUGUUGUAUUCUAUAUAAAUUUACAUCUGUGCCACCAGUCGUUGGCUCAACUGGACUACGUAAUUGUUUAUCCAAGCCUACUCGUAAAUCUGGCUACAACUCUAACAUGUGAUUGAAGUGUAUCCAUGGUCAAGUGUUUUACAGUGUGUAUUUUGUACAAAAAUUUUCUUGUUUCAUUCCACUCUAUUUUAAUGUAAGUUGUUUUUUUUUAAUUUAACAGCUGUUUUUGUAACAUACUAAUAUUUCAAUGUGAUCCCGUUGUAAAUAACAUGCAUUACUACCAAUGAUGUAUAACCAUUUCACUCUAAUUUUAAGGAAAGAUAAAUUAUUGUUUUAGCUUUUCGAGUCUUAAAAAUUAGAAAUAAAAUUUAUUACGAAAAACAAUUAUUCAUUUUUAAAUUAUAUCACCACAGUAGUUUUAUUCUCUCUAGUAUUUUGUGUUCUCGUAUAAGGAUUAGCUUUAACUUAGUAAA